This is a messenger RNA of Anolis sagrei ordinatus, 1041 nucleotides long. RefSeq names its product SEBOX homeobox (gene SEBOX). Gene Ontology annotation, molecular function: DNA binding. Lineage: Eukaryota; Metazoa; Chordata; Lepidosauria; Squamata; Anolidae. The record is from RefSeq and is a predicted model, not a curated record.
UGUUUUUGGAAAUUUUAAUGAUUGCGUGGAUUGUUUACUUCGUUAAAAUGUUGCCCCGAAACGCGGCGACGAUGACAUUAUCCAAUAAGUAUUAUCUCGCAAUAUUAAAUUAAUAUGAUUCAAAUUAUUAUUCGAAUGAGCACGAAUAAGAUUAUGGUUUUUCAUGCAGAAGUGGGCGGGGCUUCGAGGUGGGCGGAGCCUCCCCUGGGCUUUAAAAUAAAUUGAAAAAUCCCCCCCCUCGAGUGGCUUUUCCCACUCCACAGAGAUGGACGCGGAGCGGGUGGGAGACCUCUUCCCUUCCAGGCUUCCAGCCGAGGCCCCUGAAGAGGAGUGCCGCCCCCCGGCGCCCGCCCCCCGCAAGCGCAAGCGCACCACCUUCAGCCGGGGCCAGCUGUGGGAACUGGAGCGGGUCUUUGCCCUCCUGCCCUACCCGGACAUCGGCACCCGCGAGCGCCUGGCCCAGCUCACCCAACUGCCCGAAGCCAAAAUCCAGGUCUGGUUCCAGAACCGCCGUGCCCGGAGGAUCAAGACGGGGGCCACCCCCAAAGCAAAGCCAGCCCCCUCCUCGGCAUCAGGGAACCACCACGUUGCAGGGCCUUCUCCGCAUUGGCCCCUCUUGGAGGAGGAAGAGGAGGAAGAGGAGGAGGAGGAAGGGAGAAGGCAGGCAACGUCGGCUUGGGCCGCCUGGGCUGGCACAUGGGAGGCGGGCCCCACUCCGGCCCCCGGCCCCACCUCCAUGGGCUCCAUCUCGGAGCUCAUCUACAGCGCCGCCUUGGUGGCCAACUUUGGUGAGGUCUAGGCGCUCUGGGACUACCACGACUCUUCGUAUUCUCCAGUAUUCUUAAUUGGACUUCUCGUGUGCUCUGCUGAUGAUGUUCCCAUUUUGCAGUCCCAAAGCUCUGCUGGCUUGGAGGGGAGGGCCCUGGGACGACGGUGCUGGGGAUGGGAUAUGUAGUCCGCCGCCCCUGUCUAACCUCUGCAGACCGAGGCCCUUUGAGACUUGUAGCUCUGCUGGCAGGAGCGCACUGGGAUAUUAUUAAU